AUGGCGUAUGCAAGUGAUGAGAGUAUGUUCGAGUAUCUAAAUGUUGUCAGCAAGAUGUUUGAUAGUGAGGCUGAAGGCUAUGAAUUCUACAACAAAUAUGCUCUUGAAAAAGGUUUUAGUGUGAGGAAAAGCUACGUUGAGUGGGAUGGAUCCAACAAAUACAUAAUUUUAAGGAAAAUUGUGUGUAGUCGUCAAGGGUUUCGCGAAGAGAAGCACAUGAAAAGAAAGAUGGAAGAUAGAAAGAGGAGGCCACGAAGUUUAACUCGUGUUGGGUGUAAUGCUAAAUUGGUCAUUACGAGACAGGAGGAAACCGGUCGGUGGUUUGUCAAGGAUUUCAUCGAUGAGCACAGCCAUCCUCUAGCCCCACGGGAUCUUUCUUGUCUGCUGCGUUCGCACAGACGAAUUAGCGAUGAGCAGAAAGCGGACAUUGCGGACAUGGAAAAAUGUGGGAUCCGCAAAUACCGUAUUAUGGAUAUUUUGUGCUUUCAAUACGGUGGAUUUGAUAAGGUUGGAUGCAUAAAGAGGGACAUUUAUAAUUUCUGCCAUGCUAAUAAGCAGGAGACAAUCAGUGUCGGUGAUGCUAAUACGGUGAUCAUGCACAUGAUGGCGAGGCGAGAGCGAGAUGUGGAUUUUUUCUUCAAGUACUUGGUAGACGAGCAUGGCCAUCUGAAGGGACUGUUCUGGGCUGAUAGUCAAUCGCGACUUGACUACGAGGCUUUCGGAGACGUCAUUGUUUUCGAUAGCACAUAUAGAACCAACAAAUACAAUCUGCCAUUCGUGCCGUUUGUCGGGUUGAAUCACCACCGGAGCACUGUCAUUUUUGGCUGUGGUAUAAUUUCUCAUGAAACAAGCCAGGCAUACGAGUGGAUGUUGCGGACCUUUUCUGAUUGCAUGGCACAGAAGCAUCCGAUAUCUGUGAUCACAGAUGGGGACCUUGCAAUGCAGAGAGCAAUCAGGGUGGUCUGGCCAGACUCAAACCAUAGACUAUGUAUAUGGCACAUUCAGCAGAACAUUGUACGCCAUCUGCAUGAUGACGACGUAAAGGAGGAAUUCAGAUCUUUCAUUUAUGAUACUUCUUCCAUUGAAGAGCAUGAGAUAGAAUGGAUAUACUUCUUACAACGGAAUAAAGUAACCAGUGAGGAGUCUUGGCUGCAUCAGAUGUAUCAAAUGAGAAAGUUGUGGUGUGCUCCAUAUCUUGAGGGGCGUUGUUUCCUAGGAUUGAGCAGCAAUCAGAGGAGUGAGAGCUUGAACUCUGUGCUACAUACGCAUCUUGAGGGUAAGAUGUCGUUGUUUGAAAUGCUAGAGCACUAUGAGCGUUGCCUUGCGUCGCGACGGAUUAACGAAGCUCUCCAUGACGUCGAUGCCUUGCAGUCCAUUCCAUUUACAGAGGAAAAUGCUUCGCCGCUUGAGAAACACGCCGCAACAGUUUUCACACCUAGUGUCUUUAAGAUGGUCUUAUGGAGCAUAGAUGCUGUCAGCAAAUGUCAGAUCAGAGAGAUACUAGAUGGAUCAGAAGAUUCCACUUAUGUUGUGUCCAAGCAGGAAAGAAUGGAUAAAAAGUUUGGAGUGCGCAUUGAAGAGCAAGGAGGUCUUUUGCACAGGGUUAUUAUGGCAUAUGCUCGCAUUAGCCAAAUUGAGAAUGAUACUACCUCAAUCAUAUCCCCUGAAGAAACCGAAAAGCUGUUACAAAUGAAGGGGGUGGUUCCUGUUGGACGUGCAGCCUCAUGGUUAGCUCGUGUAGCAGAAAAAUUUGUAGGGCGCCGAAAGGUGCAUGUCCCACUGAAUGUACACCAAAACCAUUGGAUGCUAAUGAUGUUUAAUUUUGACAAAAAAGAAAUUCAGACUCUGAACUCCAUGAAUUAUCAUUGCGAGAAGACCAAGGAAGAUUCUCUUGUGGACUCGAUUCAGUUCUGCAUCGACGAAGCUGUCAAGAAUGGGUUGAUAUCACCAGCUAAGAACAUCAAUUUUGCCGAAUGGACCAAAAAACGCUAUGAGAACAUACCACAACAGACCGAUGGCUUGAAAGCUAUGCUGACGUAA
Aegilops tauschii subsp. strangulata is the source of this 2040-nucleotide messenger RNA. The record is from RefSeq and is a predicted model, not a curated record. NCBI's taxonomy places the organism in Eukaryota, Viridiplantae, Streptophyta, Magnoliopsida, Poales, Poaceae.